Chilo suppressalis (striped riceborer) is the source of this 3511-nucleotide messenger RNA. The record is from the annotation of a GenBank genome assembly. NCBI's taxonomy places the organism in Eukaryota, Metazoa, Arthropoda, Insecta, Lepidoptera, Crambidae.
CACAUGUUUCUAGUUUGUAUAUUCGGAAUACGUGUUUGAGUUUCAUACAAGUGCAAAUCACAUAUGUUCUAAUAAAUUAUAUUCAGUAGCGAUUUUAAUUGAAUAUUUUGAUUAUUUAUUUAUUUUUUCAAAUUAAAACUGAACUUUAUUGACUGUGUCCUUUUCCAGACUUUUUAUUAAUUUAUUGUAAUUAAUUAUUUGCAUGCAAUUAAAAACUAAUUUUAAACGAUGCCAAAGAAGGAUAACUUCUCACGCGCCUACAUAAGUACACGCACCCAUUUUUUUUCUUUCUUUCCCCCUUUUGGCACGAGAAGAAGUAUAUACUUGCGCUGUUUUUUUCUUUCAAUAGUGAUUUGUGAUAUAAGUGUGUGGAUGUCCAACUAAAUUGUUUGUUUAUUUCGUACGUCUCGUAUAACACACGUACUAGAUUAUUCCGUUGUUUUCUCAUGUAAGUGAUUUUUUUGUUCUGUUUUGAGAAAUAAAUGUCUUAAACAAUACACUUGCGCUGUCUAUUUCAAUCUUUGUCUAUGGUUCCCGCGCGAGGGAGGUGCGGUAGCUCUCAUGAUCGAUUCUAUCUUGUCGAUGUUCGCUUCGGCGUAUUAUUGUUUGGUUUGGUUGGUGGAUUUAUUUACAUUUUACUCUUUUGCGGAUCGUUAUGCAUGUAAGAAGUGAAUUAGUUACAAAUGAUUCGUAUUUGUGUCUAAUGAUUAUUUUUAAUUAAGUAGCUGUGACUUAUAAUUGGUGUUGUAAUUAGAAUUUGGAUUUUAAACAGAAAUCUCAUAAAAGCUUUCUAAGAAUAAUGGCUUCUAAAGUCAUUUUAUUUUUUAUCAUUGCCGUGACCGCUGAGCGCGCCUCUUCACUAGAAGGUGAUACGGUCGCGGAAGCGGUGAACAACACAGAUUUAGUAAAUAUGCAGUGGGGUAUUUGCUUGAAAUGUAUAUGCAAGGAUGACAAAGUGGAUUGCUCCAACCAGGAGCUCACCAAGUACUUCUCUAAGGACGAAUGGGCAGCUUUGAAAGACUUCAAACCCAGAACAAUAGACAUGAGCUACAACUCCUUCGAGAACAUUACAGUUAUGGCAGAGCUUCCUAUAGAGGUCUUAAACCUAUCCAGAUGCGGCAUACAGUCUAUAGAGUCUCAUGCCUUCCUAUCCCUGCAGAACUUGAAGGUUUUAGACUUAAGCCACAAUAAAUUGACUUCGUCAUAUGGUCCGCAAGUUGAUGGAUAUACACGUCCGAGGUACAAGCCUUUGAUGUCUAUAGAAGUCCUGAAUCUCGCCUACAACGACCUGCACUCUUUUAAUUUGGACCUCUUCAAUCAGAUAACGCACCCGACAGAGUUGGAUUUGAGCGGCAAUCCUAUGAGCAACACCAAUGAUGAUGAUGAUAAAUUUGUAGAAGAGCGAUGGGCGAGAGGGACGAAGAUUCUGCAUUUGCGGUCGUGCCACCUGGAAGCGAUAAAUAGCCUUUUCCUGUUCUCUUUCGGAAGCGUAACACGUCUGGACCUGAGCGACAACCUCCUGACCGUAGUGCCCGACGGGUUGGGCGAGCUGAGGGGCCUUCUCUACUUGAACCUCAACCAGAAUCCCAUCAGAGCACUGGUCAGAGACCCUAUGAGACCGGGCUACCCCUAUCUUACGAAGUUAAAGGAAUUGCAUAUGUGCAACAUGCCAAACUUGACCGAGAUUGGUGACGGAGCGAUGGCAAGCCUGAGGAGCCUGGAGAAGCUGCAUUUGAGUUUCAACCCUCAGUUGAGGCGCAUAAGUCGUACAGCUCUUGUGCGCCACACAGGGCAGGAUCAUGAGAGUCCUAUGGUGAAAGAACUGUAUAUGAAGUCUAACGCUCUCUCCGAGUUGGAUCCAAAACUGCUGUCCCGCUGGGACCUGCUUAGCGCCAUAGAUGUGUCCGGCAACCCGUUCAGAUGCGACUGUGAAACCCAGUGGAUGGUGAACAAUCUGGUGCCUAUCGUCGAUAAGAUCAAUCCGAACGCGUCGAUAGAUAUGGUAUGUUCAGAGCCCGAGGAGAUGAGAGGUAUCACUAUGAGGCACCUGUAUGAGAACAAUCGCAUCAAGCGCUGCGGAGAGGAACAGAGGCCAGAACGACACGUUUUCGUGCCAGGAGGCGCUAUGCUGACGUCCAUAUCUGAACUCCUAUUGGUGUGCUGCUUGCUGUUUCCAUUGUGGUGGCUGUAAUCUUAUUUUGGAAAAUGGAUGAUGUUAAAAUGGAGGAUGUUUUGCUUUCCUUGGAUUCAAAAGAUAUACAACUACUACAUUGACAGAGUAAUCAAUUUCGGAUUUUUUUAGAAUCUUUCUUCCCAUUUCUCUGAUUACCUCUCCACAAAAAGUUUUUUAAAGAAAAAAUAAAUACAAAUAAUUUGUAAUCGUCGGCCUGACAGGAAAUCUGCGAAAUUUUAUUUUGUCCAUUUGCAAAAAUUAAAGGAUUAAUUAACAAACAGCCUUGUCUCAAGUCUGAUCCGAAUAAUAAAAUCUAUUAUUUUAGGCCUUCAGUGAUUUGUUAUAAUAAAAAUUAGGUCCAAAUAUGUCAUAGUUUCAAGGAGUUUAGAAAUAAUAUUGUGUGAUUCGAUAUACUAACGCAAAUAUUUUUUGUGUACAUUUAUUGUUCAUUUAUUUUGUAAAACGGAACAUUUUGCAGACAUGAAGUCAAUUUUUAUAUUUUUAAAUAUUUGAUUAUUUCACGAAAGUUGUAUGGGAAUAAAAAACAUGUAAUUCGCGUGGAUUUUUUUCUAGUAAACUUUUCUUUAGAUUUAAACAUGUAAUAAUUAAUAAAAAAAUAUUAUAAAGUUACGGGCUAGUGCGAAAUGUUUAUACAUGUUAAGGGCAGUUUCUUAUCAUGUCCUUUAGGAUAGGAAAGUUGAGUCUAGGAGAGAGAAUGGGUAAAUGUAAGAGAGGAAAGCGGAAAACAGGAUAGAUAGUGAUUAAAGAUUUACUUACAUGAGUGGCUUAAGACGUGAUUUUUUUUACAAAAUUGAUUUGUAUUUUAUUUCUUUGUAACGUGGUUUUUUUUCUAUGAUUUUAUAAACUGCGUCACUCAAAACUUGAUGGCUAAAUUUUAUUGACUUAUUUGACUACAGUGUCCGAUGAUUGAAUUAUUUUUAAGUACCUACGUAAAGUCUCAUUAUACCAUCACAAUUUUGAUCAUUAUUUUGAUAAUUUAUACAGGUUAUAAAAAGUAAAGUCCCAUCAAAGCUGUCAAUUUGUCCAUGAUACUGUUUUAACAGCGUUAACCGUUCACAACAUAAGUUUAAAGAUUGUAUAAAUCGAAAAAUAAAUUAAAUAAGCACCUGUUUUGUUAGCAUUUAAAUUAUAAGCAUUUAAUAUGGAAUAGCACAAUAAUUAUAUCCUUAAGAUUGUGGGCGAGCGAUGUUAUUUAUAUUUUAUUAAAGGUUUACGACUAAGAAGACUUAAAAUAUUGUUUAAAUAUUACUAGAGAUGUACUUAAAAGUCUUAUCUAUUUAUUUUCCUGGAAACUUUUAUUAAAGUGUUUAUUUUUAA